CUAUUGAUCGCAGGCUUUAAUCCCAUUGUCAUGCCACAACUAAGAAACAUGCUCUUGACACAUUCUAUGUCCUCGACCGGUAACUCGACUACAACGAUAAAGGGAAAUCAGCAUAGAUAAAGCCGUCCUUGUCUUCAUUGCGACAUGUUACUGGGUAUAAAAUGCGCUGAAAAUACUGGUCCAACAUUCGAACGACAGUAUCAGCCGACCAGUUCCUAUUACCAAAAACAAAUCGCAAAGUCACAUAUACAACACAGACGCUGAGCGUUCGAACCCUUCCAAAGACUAAACUCUCUUCUUGAAUUCUCAUGCAAAUCAAGACUUUCAAGAUCGGUCGCAGCAUAGUCGGAAAGAUCCCUUAUCUGGACGAGCCAAUGAAUCCAAGCCGUUCCGUCAGGGACUCGUCCCCGAGGGGUGCCCGAGCUGUUCGUGCUGAGCCAGGCAUUUCGCCUCGCGCAAGAUCCACCUCGCCCUUUCAGGCGGGCUUGGUACCGUUCCCAGGAUCUCAAGCCGUGGCGGAUAGUGCUGUUGAGCAGUACCGAGCACCAGCCGUUGGGCCGCCACGGACGACGCGGGCUCAGCUGCAUCGUCAGGAGGAGAUGCCGCGAAGGCAGCGAACCAGGUCAUCGCGGGCAUCUUCCUCCAGUAGCAAUAGUAGUGGUAGUAGUUCAAGCAGCAGCAGAAGCAGCAGCAGCAGCAGCAGCAGCAGCAGCAAUAGAAGCAGCAGGGGUCCUUCGCACGCGGGUGGUGCUUGCAUCCCCCCACGCCACGCCCUGGAUAUUGAAUCCCUCAUGCAGAGCCUCGACGAGCUGUGGCUCCCGGACCCGGCGGUUAGCAUCGACGACGACCACGAGUGUGUGCCCGCCUACGACGACCGGGAGAACUGCUUCAAGGACCCCAAGGUCACCUUCCUCAUCGACCGGCCCCAGAACAUCACCUGCUGCCUGUGCUACGAGACCAAGCUGCAGAUGAAGCCGUCGGCGGACUCCCCGAGGAGCGACGCCGACACCGUCAUCCUGCCCUGCUCGCACGCCUUCUGCCGCGGCUGCCUGGACCGGUGGGUUGAGGACCACCAGUCGUGCCCGUCGUGCCGCCUGCGGCUCGUCCGCGACUGCGGGCACGCCAUAGAGCCGCGGGUCAUUGCCCGCGACACCAUCAUGGCGCUCCCGCCCGUGCUGGACACCACCGUCGACCAGGGUCGCCACAUCUCCAGGCGCUGCUGGACCUGCCGGGUUCGCGACCAGGCCGGCAACUUCGCGCGUGUCGUGAAGCGGUACCGCAGGUGUCGCCGGGAGCUGGCCAAGUGCGCAGCCGCGGGAGACGACGACGGUGAUGAUGGUGGGAGAGCGCAGGAGGCGAAGGCGGCCUACGAUAAGGCGAAGAAGGACUUUGGACAGUUUUCCAAGAAUACUACUUACGAGAACAGCAUGUUUGUCCACAGCUAUUGGUAAGUAGGAUUUUUUUGUGUGUAUGGCGGGGUGAAGAAAUAGAUCUCCAUGACUGGAUGAGCUUCGUUUGUUUAUUGUUUACUUGUUGAAAUAAGAUUAAUUUCGAUCAGCCAGCGGUGAUUUCAAGAUUUAUUGACCUGAUAGCAAUUGUCUGUCUCAUGGAAGGGACAAGAAAUGGUCACAAUUGAAUUCAAAAUGCGCAUUGAUAUGCCCAAUCUGCAGCUCAACCACACAAUUUUCUAAAAUUUGUACUACUGGAUACUGUCAGGGGUGUAACAAUUGAGGCACUAUAUACAAUC
Molecule: messenger RNA, 1747 nt
Organism: Truncatella angustata
Lineage: Eukaryota; Fungi; Ascomycota; Sordariomycetes; Amphisphaeriales; Sporocadaceae
Exons: 1
Coding region: 309-1451 (380 amino acids)
Source: RefSeq, a predicted model, not a curated record